This is a messenger RNA of Dermacentor andersoni, 3466 nucleotides long. RefSeq lists its product as uncharacterized. The record is from RefSeq and is a predicted model, not a curated record. Lineage: Eukaryota; Metazoa; Arthropoda; Arachnida; Ixodida; Ixodidae.
CCAGCCUCUUCGUCGCCACUUCUCGGAGGUGCAAGCUGAUAAGUUAGAAAUGCAAAACAAACAGCUUGCAAGAGGAAAGCAUCGCAGAGACAAGAACGAGUCGCGCGCAUAACGAGUCUAACGUCGGCCGCUGAAACAAGGAGAAAGGAGAAGAGGAGGUCGGAGUGGCCUUGCCCCCUUCUCUCACCUUCCUCGCCGCAGAUGUCUCCCUCCUCUCUCACGGCGGUAGUUCUCCGUUACACCGACAACCCUCGCCCCUUCCCCGCACCUUCCGAAGCCGCAGCCGUCGUCUUCGCGUAUCGCGGCGCGCAGCGCGCCAUUCAAAGCCAGGCCUGCGGGCAUCGCCGACGCGUCUUCUUGUAAACGCGCCCCUCCGACGCUUCUCCUACCCUUACCCGCCCAAAACCAGAACCAGCAAGAGGCGUCGCUCGAAGCAUCGGGCAGAAGUGCAGUAGACGCUCGCGCAUAUUGCUGCCUCCUCUUCCGUUCCUCGUAAGAGUAUCCACCUCCGUUCCGCAUACCACGCAGCGUACUGCGCGCGAAGACGGCAUCGGAUCGCCUUAUUCGAUUUGACCCCAACCCCGUGACCCGGAAAAGCCAGAUUCGAGAAGAAGACAUCGAAACCCAUUCCUUUCUUCGACAAGGUGGACACACGAUCAGGCUGCCGUGGAUAGUGCGGGAAAUACCGGCGGCUACGUCGACUCAGCAUCACCGGAGGACGCUGCCUUAACAUUUGCAUAAGUGCACCGCGGCGCCAUAAGUGCUCGUGGUGGGAGUGAGGUGUGUGCUGCAGCCCCCCAUCACCGACCUGGUUACUCACGUCGACGUUCUCCUUCGAACUCCUACCGGCCUGAUAUGGACAUUUGCCACGGUUGCUAAAUAAGAUCCACAAACAGGCAUCCCUUAACAGGUUUCCAAUUGCAAUGGGUGGUCGUAAGCAGCCGGCAGGUGCAUCGCCUAUCAUCAGUCUUCUCUUCAUCACAGCUUGCACUGGUCAGCAGCUGAAUGCUGUAGAAACCAAUGGAGUGUUCUUUUCAGGACUCCCUAGAGCUCCAUCGGAAAUCAAUGCCAUCACCGCGAAAGGGGCCGACAUUUCAGGAAACACACUCGGAAGAGGAUUCCUCGAGAAAUUCACUACACCAAAUCCCCUGAAAUCUGGGUCGACACCGUCCGACUUCCGAUUUAAUUCGGCAAAACCGGACAACCGUUUUGUCAUGCUUCCAGCGUCUGGCCCAAGAACGCCAUCAAAUUUCGUGACAAGGCUGACGUUCUUUACCGACAGCCCUCCGCGACCGACUUCAGCACCUCGAGUGCUUGUACCGACAACUCCAGGACCCGCGCCACCACCACCACCGCCACCACCGCGGCCGCCAGCACCAUUCCGGCCUCCGACGUUCGCACCAACCACACCUCAGUCAGCACCGCAAAGGCCGACGAACUUCAGACCGGUGACACAGCGUACGACGACCCUGCGACCUGCGACACUGAGGCCUACUACUCAAAGACUUACGACGGAGAGGUUUACAACUCAGAGGCCUACGACACAAAGACCCACGACACAAAGGCCUACGACGGAUAGGCUCACGACCCAGAGGCCCACGACACAGAGGCCCACGACACAGAGGCCCACGACACAGAGGCCCAAGACACAGAGGCCCACGACACAGAGGCCCACGACACAAAGACCCACGACAUUGCGGUUAACGACGGCAAGGCUGACGACUCUGAGACCGACGCUACCGAGCCAGACGACGCCAAGGCCUACAACACAAAGGCCGACGACUCAGAGACCCGUGACGCAGAGGCCUACAGUGCCGAGACCUGCGCCAUCCUUGAGACCUACGAUUCUGCAGGAGUUGCCGCCUACUCCAAGGCUCGCUUUCCGGCCGGGCACUUUCCAGAACACAGUUUCCAAUGGGAGACAACCGACACCAUUUUUCCCCAUCAUCACGUCUCCACCAUCCCAACGUCCGCCAACUGCAAUUUUUACAACGCGACAACCAACUCCAUUUUCCCCCAUCAACUCUGCACCACCUCCGCAGGUCGCCGAAAGGUCUUUCAAUGCCAUCAACACUGCUCGUCCCUCCAUUCCAGUUCCUACGACGACGACGAGGAGACGUAUUUUUGUGCCAGCUAGUGCUCUGAGCUCCGGCACGCUGCCAACAACAACGACAUUACGACCACCAACUCGACUUGCAACGCUCAACUUGGGGACGGCGUUCUCGACGUUCCGACCAGCGACAAGACCGACCACGCCAGCUCCGACGGGUACCGGUUUCUUAUUCUGCGACCAAAGGCAGUGCGUGAAGACGUGCCGUGAGCGCUUUGGCGAGAAACUGAACUCUUCCACUUGCCUGGCGAACGCGUGCAAGUGCGAGGUUACCCAAACGUGCAGCCCAUCACUGUGCCUUCAGAUGUGCCGCAAGAACAAUCCCGGCCAAGAGAUCCUCUCCGCUGGAUGUCAAGGGGAGAACUGCAGAUGCGCCCUUAACCAGCCCUGCGAACCGGCCGAGUGCCGUCGUCGGUGCCUCCUGGCGCAUGGGGACAAGCUCAUCUCGGCCGACUGCGCUGUCAGGAACGCUUGCCAGUGCGUCCACAGUUAGGACGGCGUAUCUGGCGCUGAAAGGAGAACAGUGCCUAAAUCUGGACUUCCAAGAGACCUCAUUAAGGUGCACAGAAUGGUCACCUGUCGCAGCCGACAAGACUCUUUUACGGCGGCAACGUCUACGCUGUCAAGAUAAGAUUGCCAUCGCCAUCGUGUCACGACAACGUAAUCAGUAGCUAGCGAUCAGAAGUCGUUUGAAAUGAACAAAGAACGUGAAUUGCUAGGUUCCUUUUUGUUUUUACGGCAUGUUAACAAUAGAACGGGCGCUCGGGAAACGCCUCUACAUUAGAAAAAAUUCUUGCUUACGUUCUAACAUAUGAUGCUCUAAGAGCUUAAAGUAACAUAUUCUGGAUUUCCGAGUAUACUGUGACAUAGGAAAACAUAGGACAUGGCAAUGGUCUAUGGUGACCUUAUAAAUGCAAUAAUGUUCAGUUUUCGCAGCCACAACCUUGACCGUGCAUCGAGUCGUCGAAGGUGUGCCUCUAAAAAUUAAUGAAAAGGAGAACGGUAUUGUGCAGUCUGCAUUCGGCACUGGCGGCCACUUCGGAAGCUUUAAGCUGUGCUGCUUGGCAGAGUUCAUUCAAUCAUACCUUUCAGCAUCAACGUAACAAGAAUUUCUGCUCUGAUUCGACUGACAUUACGCCGGAACACCUCCCGUCACUUCAUUGAAUGUCAUGUGAUACUUCUCAUCAAACAAGAGCGCGUGGUUCAUCAGAAUUAUUGUCAAGCCUACAGUUUUUAUGGCGAGAAAUUUUAAUUUCUGUUAUUUUACGAAGAACGGCAGAUUUUGUGAAAGUGUGUAGCAAUCUGAGCUGUUUUUCGCGUUGUUUCAUGUUGAAAUAAAAACAACAAGAGUUCAUA